AUGUGGAAAUAUGUGCUCCAAAAGAGACUGGAUGUUGAAAGGGAAUUGGAUCCAAAUGCCCUUGAGAACAAGGAAGUCUUAGAGCUAAUUCAGGAAGCUGGGCUAUUGAAGACUGUUUGCAAUCUUCCCAAGUGUUAUGAGAAGCUGGUCAAGGAAUUUGUGGUGAAUCUAUCUGAAGAUUAUGGAAACAGCAGGAGUAUGGACUUCAAAAAGGUGUUUGUGAGAGGAAGAAUAGAUGAAGCUCAACUUGAGCUUGAAGUGACAGACAACAAAGUUGGUCAAGUGAUCACAGCCAAGAAGGUAAACAGUUGGACCCUGAAAGAGAAACUAAUUGCAAGAACAAAGGCAAAGUUUGACUACGGAACAUAUAUUUUCGACCAAACUAUGAAGCAUGCUGGAAGCUUCAAUGUUAAGGGUCCAAUUGCCUUUCCAUCCUCAGGUACGCAUGUUCCAGACAUUGUCAUGACAUCGGCUGAAACAUUCAAGUCUGGAGCACCAGCCAGCAAAGCAGAAGUCAUAACAAUGUUAAAAGAGACCUGCAAAGAGCUGGAAGCUAGGAAGAUAUCCCUUGAAAAGAUGAUAAGCACUCUGGAAAUGGAUGAGAAUGAGGAACUUGCAGAUGGUGUAAGGAUGGCAAAUAAAGAUGAACAAGAUAAGGAAGUAGAACCUGAAGAAGAUGUGGAAUAA
Messenger RNA from Vicia villosa (hairy vetch), 687 nucleotides. RefSeq lists its product as uncharacterized. The record is from RefSeq and is a predicted model, not a curated record. The transcript is spliced from 4 exons. NCBI's taxonomy places the organism in Eukaryota, Viridiplantae, Streptophyta, Magnoliopsida, Fabales, Fabaceae. The coding region runs from base 1 to 687 and encodes 228 amino acids.